AUGUCUUUCCAAUCGACCCCAUUCGAGAUCUUCAUGCAAGAAGAGAUGUACUCUCUUCCUUCCAUCGAGCCAACACCAUUUGGUGAAAUUUCAGGGCCCUUUGGCAUGAUUGAAAUACCCGGUAUGCCAGGAGUGAGAUGUCCAACCUGUCUUGCCAAUGGGCAGGAAGUCUGGGUUAUCCCAGGAAGAGCUUGUGGCGCUUGUGCUUGGCGUUGCAGUCCGACAAUCUUCAGACACGCCGUCAAAGCGAAGGACCGUUGGAACACUUGA
Messenger RNA from Sclerotinia borealis F-4128, 270 nucleotides. The record is from the annotation of a GenBank genome assembly. Lineage: Eukaryota; Fungi; Ascomycota; Leotiomycetes; Helotiales; Sclerotiniaceae.